AUGUUAAAAGACACACGGAACACGCUCAGCAAAGAGGAUCAGCGCUUCCGAGGCAAAGCCCUCAAGGCAGCAGAUUAUGAGACAGUCGAUACCAUGCAGACAGUCCUACAUGGCGUUUUGAUUACUCGUUACUACAACACCACGCUCGCGCGCGCAGGUCAUGAUGUACAAGCCGCAAUCAAGAAAGUGGCGGACAUGCGCCAUCCCGCUGAAUGGUACAUGGAGGCGAGAGCCCAGCAGAGGAUGAUUUACCUUCACAUUGGGCCGACGAACUCAGGCAAGACCUAUCAUGCGCUCAAAGAGUUGGAAAAAGCACGAAGCGGCUUCUAUGCAGGCCCACUGCGCUUGCUCGCACACGAGGUCUACUCGCGCUUCCAGGCAAAAGGCAUGAAGUGCAAUUUGCUAACCGGCGACGAUGUGCGUAUGGAUGAAAGCGAUGGCUCCGAGGUUCAGAGGUAUGCUGCAACCGUGGAGAUGGUCGACACCUCCACCAUAGUCGAUGUGGGUGUCAUCGAUGAAAUUCAGAUGAUGGCUGAUGAAGAUCGGGGCUGGGCAUGGACCAGGGCUUUCCUCGGAGCUCCAGCCAAAGAGCUCCAUCUAUGUGGCGAGCCCCGCGUAUUGCCUCUGAUCAAGGAGAUGGUGGGUGCUAUGGGCGACACGCUGGUCGUCAAGACGUACGACCGUCUGAAUCCUCUCAAGUGCAUGGACCGAAGCUUAGAAGGAGACUUUGGACAACUGAGGAAAGGUGAUGCUGUUGUUGCUUUCACAAUCGUAGGCAUUCACGCCCUGAAGAAGAUCAUCGAGAACAAGACAGGGAAGCGAGUCGCCAUUGUGUACGGAUCUCUCCCACCCGAGACUCGAGCUCAGCAGGCUGCGCUGUUCAACGACCCCAACAAUGACUACGACUACCUCGUCGCCAGCGACGCCAUCGGAAUGGGGUUGAACUUGAGCAUUAAAAGAGUCAUCUUCGAGACUGUCUUCAAAUUCAAUGGUCUGCGAAAGGAGCAAAUGUCUAUUCCUCAAAUUAAACAAAUUGCUGGGCGAGCUGGAAGGUACAGAGUCGCCAAUCAGCCCGAGGAACAUGUCAAAGACGUCAAAAGCCUUCCAAGACGGCUGGAGCAGGAGGGCUCAGUGGGCUUGGUGACGACCUUAUACGCAGAUCAUCUCCCUAUCCUCCGUGCAGCCAUGACAUCGGAAGCACCACCCAUCACCGUCGCCGGCAUUCUCCCGCCGGGAGACUUCAUCGAAGACCUCGCCACCCGAUUACCCAAGGAGACACCGCACGCAUACGUCCUCCAGACACUAGCGGAAGCGGCGUCCGUGCACCCGCGGUACUCCAUGUGCGAGCUACGUAACCAAAUGAAAGUAGCCAACAUCGUCGAGACCGUCAAAGGCCUCGACGCCCAGACCCGACACGUCUUCACCAUGGCGCCCUUCUCCUUCAAGGUCGAGUACUUUGCGCGCGGCGCAGCGCUCCUUCGAGAACUCGCUCAAUACGUCGCCGACCGCGCGACCAUCGACAUCACCGACCUCAAGCACAUGCCCCUCGAGAUGCUCGAGCAACCCCUACGGAGCGACCGUCAAUAUCUGGCCGACCUCGAAUUCCUUCACCAAGCCCUGAUCCUAUACCGCUGGCUGGGCUACCGCGUAGCAUCCCUACUGCACGGCGCGCCGAUGGCGCAGUAUGCCAAAGAGAUGGUGGAAGCCAAGAUAAAUACUCUUUUGGAAGACUACUCGGAUGCGAAGAGCAAGAAGUACGAGUCGGUGCGAAAAGUUCGGGGACAAAUCCCUCCUGGAAGUUAUAAGGAUCGCGUGUCUGUCAGAGAAUUUGCAAGGCAGAAACGGGUGGUUGGGGACGGUCACUAUAAGCUGAAGCUGCAUCUUGGACCCGCGGACAGCGAAGCAGCUGCUGAUGCGGGCGGCGUGAUGAUGAGCGGGAACCCCUGGGCCAGGAUACAGAGGUUCCUUCUGGGCACGAGCUGUCAUCAGCAGCAGCAGCAGCAACCCCGACUAGUGCGUCGGCAGUGUCGUUGA
Molecule: messenger RNA, 2034 nt
Organism: Cyphellophora attinorum
Lineage: Eukaryota; Fungi; Ascomycota; Eurotiomycetes; Chaetothyriales; Cyphellophoraceae
Product: ATP-dependent RNA helicase suv3, mitochondrial
Exons: 1
Coding region: 1-2034 (677 amino acids)
Biological process (GO): mitochondrial RNA 3'-end processing; RNA catabolic process
Cellular component (GO): mitochondrial degradosome
Molecular function (GO): hydrolase activity, acting on acid anhydrides; RNA helicase activity; ATP binding
Source: RefSeq, a predicted model, not a curated record